AUGAAUGUAAAAAAAAAAAAUCUUUCUUGUAAUAUUUCUACCAGUUCUCGGAUUAUGUCUCUGCUGUCACAGCUGGAAAAGAUCAAUUUGGACUCCAGAUUAGGAGAAGCAGACAAUGCCAGAUAUGUUACCUCAAAGAUCCUUCAUCUGGUUCAGAGUCAAGAAAAAACCAGGAAGGAGAUGACUUCUAAGGGCUCCACUGGAAUAGAAGUUAUCCUGUCAACCCUAGAGAAUACAAAAGAUCCUCAAACUAUUCUAAAUAUAUUGAACAUACUCGUUGAGGUAGUCUCAGUUGGUGGUGGUCGGAGAGCAAGUGUCUUAGUCACUAAAGGAGGAACACAGAUCUUGUUGCAGCUGCUUUUGACUGCCAGCAAAGACUCUCCACCAAAUGAAGAAUUAAUGGUGCUCCUUCAUACUCUUCUUGCAAAAAUUGGCCCAAAAGACAAAAAGAUUGGCAUGAAAGCAAGAAUUAAUGGUGCCCUAAACAUAUCACUGAAUUUAGUGAAGCAGAAUUUGCAGAACUACAGGCUAAUAUUGCCAUGUCUUCAAGUAUUAAGAGUUUACUCAACCAACUCUGUAAAUGCAGUGUCCUUGGGAAAGAAUGGAGUAGUAGAACUGAUGUUUAAGAUCAUUGGCCCUUUUAGUAAAAAGAACACAAGCCUUAUGAAGGUUGCUUUAGACACGCUUGCUGCACUGCUAAAAUCAAAAACAAAUGCCAGGAGAGCAGUAGACAGAGGAUACGUGCAGGUGCUUUUAACGAUUUAUGUUGAUUGGCACCGUCAUGAUAGUCGACACAGAUACAUGCUGAUACGUAAAGGAGUUUUACAGUGCAUUAAAAGUGUUACAAACAUCAAAUUGGGAAGAAAAGCAUUCAUUGAUGCCAAUGGGAUGAAAAUCCUUUACAACACUUCACAAGAGUGCCUUGCAGUAAGAACUCUUGAUCCCCUUGUCAACACGUCCAGCCUAAUAAUGAGAAAAUGUUUUCCUAAAAAUCGUCUUCCUUUACCAACUAUUAAAAGUGCUUUCCAUUUCCAACUGCCAGUUAUUCCUGCCAGUGGUCCUGUGGCUCAGCUGUACAAUUUGCCUCCUGAUGUGGAUGAUGUAGUAGAUGAAAGCGAUGAUAACGAUGAUGCUGAAACAGAAUCAGAAAUUGAAACCGAAAAUGAUGAUGACAAGGACCAACAUUUUAAGAAUGAUGAUAUUGAGACUGAUAUUAAUAAACUGAAACCUAGACAGGAAUUGGGAAGACCCAUAGAAGAACUGAAAAUGUAUGAGCAAUUUUUCCCAGAACUUUCAGAAAACUUUCAGGAAUGUGACUUAGUUUCCAAGGAACCAAAGCCUUUUGUACCUGAUGCAAAUCUGGGUGGACCUAUUGUUGUUCCUACAGCAGGAGAGGACCUCUCUGUGGAAGCAAAACAGUCCACAAAAGGAGUUGCUUUGAAGGAGGGCAGUCCUUUAUUGACAGAGGAAUACAACAGAAGGCCAGCCUUUCUGGAACUACCAAAGAAAGACAGUGUCAAAGACAGUAGUUUAUAUCAGCAAAAUGAUCAAAGAAACCUGCUUCCAUCGUGCCAGUGUCUGAGCCAAGAAAUUGUGAAAGGCUUGGACAGAAUCAGUCUGCAGAAUAGUCCAAAAAAUGAUCAGUAUUAUGGUGCAGGAUGUGUAAUGAAGAAGGAAAGCAAAAGUAGCCUUACCACACUUGCUUGUAAUAAACCUUGUGAACAUGUUUCACCCUGUGGAAGUAGCCUUUUUGAAGGAUCAUCUGUCCAGCUGGGAAAACUCUGCUGCACUGGAGUAGAUUCAGAGGAAGAGGAUUCUAGAUCUAGCUCAUCAGGAGAACAAGUUGUACUUGAGGUUUCUGACGUAUCACCAGUUCAUGACUGUGAUCUUUAUAUUGAAAUGGUAAAAACCACUAAAUCUAUUCCUGAAUAUUCAGAAGUGGCCUAUCCAGAUUAUUUUGGCCAUAUUCCACCCCCAUUUAAGGAGCCUAUUCUGGAAAGGCCAUAUGGCGUGCAGAGGACAAAAAUCUCUCAGGAUAUUGAAAGACUGAUUCAUCAGAAUGACAUUAUAGACAGAGUAGUGUAUGACCUUGAUAAUGUGAGUUGUUCUGUACCAGAGGAACCAGAUGUUUUGAAGUUUAAUUCCAAAUUUGAAUCUGGAAACCUGCGCAAAGCUAUUCAGAUCAGAAAAAACGAGUAUGAUCUAAUUCUGAACUCGGAUAUAAAUAGCAAUCAUUAUCAUCAAUGGUUUUACUUUGAAGUCAGUGGAAUGAAAACUGGUAUUGGUUACCGAUUUAACAUCAUCAACUGUGAAAAGUCAAACAGUCAAUUUAACUAUGGUAUGCAGCCCCUCAUGUAUUCUGUUCAAGAAGCAUUACAUUCUCAACCAUGUUGGACUCGUGUAGGAACAGAUAUUUGUUACUAUAAGAAUCACUUUUCAAGAAGUUCCAUUGCUGCUGGAGGUCAGAAAGGAAAAUCCUAUUACACAAUUACAUUCACAGUGACUUUCCAACAUAAAGAUGAUGUCUGCUACUUUGCUUACCAUUAUCCAUACACAUACUCAACUUUAAAGAUGCAUCUUCAGAAGCUGGAAUCUAUGCACAACCCUCAACAGAUAUAUUUUCGACAAGACGUUCUCUGUGAGACCCUGGCUGGCAACAGUUGUCCCUUAGUCACUAUUACAGCCAUGCCAGAGUCCAAUUACUAUGAACAUAUCUGUCAGUUCAGGAAUCGUCCCUAUGUUAUCCUAUCUGCUCGUGUACAUCCCGGAGAGACUAACGCAAGCUGGGUUAUGAAGGGAACCCUGGAAUACCUUAUGAGCAAUAAUCCAAGUGCCCAAUGUUUACGAGAAUCUUAUAUUUUCAAAAUUAUUCCCAUGCUCAAUCCAGAUGGUGUCAUCAAUGGAAA
Messenger RNA from Antrostomus carolinensis (chuck-will's-widow), 2906 nucleotides. It is a transcript of the gene AGTPBP1, whose product is annotated as ATP/GTP binding carboxypeptidase 1. NCBI's taxonomy places the organism in Eukaryota, Metazoa, Chordata, Aves, Caprimulgiformes, Caprimulgidae. The record is from RefSeq and is a predicted model, not a curated record. The annotation marks the transcript as partial. Gene Ontology annotation, biological process: proteolysis; C-terminal protein deglutamylation; protein side chain deglutamylation. The transcript is spliced from 19 exons. Gene Ontology annotation, molecular function: zinc ion binding; metallocarboxypeptidase activity.